AUGAAGAGGAAGACAAGGAGAGAGGAGGAGGAGGUAGAGGUGGAGGAAGAGGAGGAAGAGGUGGAGGAAGAGGAAGACAAGAAGAGAGGAGGAGGAGGUAGAGGUGGAGGAAGAGGAAGACAAGGAGAGAGGAGGAGAAGGAGAGAGGAGGAGGAGGUAGAGGUGGAGGAAGAGGAAGACAAGGAGAGAGGAGGAGGAGGUAGAGGUGAAGGAAGAGGAAGACAAGGAGAGAGGAGCAUGAGGUGGAUGAAGAGGAAGACAAGGAGAGAGGAGGAGGAGGUAGAGGUGGAGGAAGAGGAAGACAAGGAGAGAGGAGAAGGAGGUAGAGGUGGAGGAAGAGGAAGACAAGGAGAGAGGAGAAGGUAG
Messenger RNA from Knipowitschia caucasica, 366 nucleotides. NCBI's taxonomy places the organism in Eukaryota, Metazoa, Chordata, Actinopteri, Gobiiformes, Gobiidae. The record is from the annotation of a GenBank genome assembly.